ACCUCUUAAUGUAGAGUGAAUAAAUGGAUAUCAGCAACCAAGCUGCUCCAAAGUCUGAUCUCCAAUCAGCCCAAGAAACGAACUGCUUUCAGGCCAUCAAAGCUGCAGUGAAGCUGCAAAAGGUUUACCGGAGUUAUCGUACACGUCGGAAAUUAGCAGAUUCAGCACUUGCAGCCGGAGGGCUUUGGUGGCAAGCAAUAGAAUAUGCUCGUUUGAAUCACAGCACGAUUGCUUUCUUUGACUUCUUCCAGCCUGAAAAACCAGCUUCGCGGUGGAGUAGGAUCAGUCAAAAUGCUUCAAAGGUUGGGAAGGGUUUAGGUGAGGAUGCAAAGGCUCAGAAAUUGGCUUUCCAACACUGGAUUGAAGCUAUUGAUCCCAGGCAUCGUUAUGGUCAUAAUUUGCAUAUUUAUUUUGAUGAGUGGUGCAGAAGCCACACUGAUCAACCAUUUUUCUACUGGUUGGAUAUUGGUGAUGGCAAAGGGGUCAAUAUUGAUGAAUGCCCAAGAUCAAGACUUCUGCAAGACUGUAUCAGCUAUCUCGGACCUAAAGAGAGGGAAUGCUAUGAAUACAUAAUAGUUGGAGGUCAAUUGAUGCACAAGCAAACUGGACAUCUUCUGGACACAAAUGAGGAAGUCACAGGCUCUAAAUGGAUCUUUGUGAUGAGCACUUCCGGAAAAUUAUAUGCUGGAGAGAAAAAGAAGGGAAGAUUUCAUCAUUCCAGCUUUCUUGCAGGUGGCGCCACGCAAGCAGCAGGAAGACUUGCAGCAGAACGUGGAAGCCUCAAGUCUAUAUCAGCCUAUAGUGGACACUAUCGGCCAACAGACGCGAAUCUCAGUAUCUUCCUGGCCUUCCUACAAAACAGUGGUGUUAAUCUCGACGAAGUUCAGGUAAUUUUCUGCACAGAAUGUCAGAGCUGUGAUGCUGAUAGCUCAGCUGGUGAAGGUAAGACUCGCCUCCCAACUGAAUCCGAACAGCCAAGUGCCAUGAAUCCAAUGAUUACACUACAGCAAUCACAGCAGCUAUCCCAGCUUUCUAAAGAGGAAACUCAAGGCAGUCUCAAGAAUAACUGGUCCAUAGAUUCCAAGAGUAAAAAUCAUGCAGAUGAUGAAGUCCAAGACAAAUCGGCCAUGAUAUGACUUGGGGCGUUAAUUGUCUUUGAAGUGAUCACAACAGGGUUAAGCUAUCACAGAAACUCUCGAGCAUCCACCAAAUGAUGAUAGCCCAACAUGUACUAAGUAUAUGCAUCAUAACUAUUCUGAUCAUUCAAGAGAAAACUUGUCUUUCCCUUUCCAUUAAGUGACCAAUUUACAUACACACGUUCUUUAACUAACAGCAAUAUACUAAUAUCCAGCUUAGUAGCUUACUUCUCCAACACCUUCUCUUUCAUCAGUUCCCGGACUUUGGUAAUUCCAUUCCAUAUCUUUGAAUCAGCAACCAACUUUGAUAGCAUGAGUGAGCUGAAUGAAUCAUCCGGAUCAACACUCAAAAUCUCUUUAGCAGAAUAUCCAGCCUACAGCAAAUCUUUGUUGGUUGUGUAGUCUGAUAAAAGGCAUUGCCACACAAAACUUUUCAUGAAUUCAUAUGCUCAUCUAUUUUUUGCAUGCAAAUUUACUAACAAUACAGGCAAGAUGGUCUGUCUUUGGAAUAAUUCCAAAAUCUUUGGUCAUUGAAUCAAAAUGGUUCAUUUGGCUCCUCCAAAUAUCCUACACAUCCACAGGCAUGCCCCAAUGAAAGUAACAUCAUUUGGUUUUAAUCCAUUUCUCCUUAUAAGGUCAUAACUCUCCAAACUUCUCAUCCAAACAUGGGGCAUACACUGCAAUCACGGCACUCCAUGAAACCAGAUUCUUGUUAGGAAGGAUGUCAAAAAACUUUGUGAGCACCAUUUGUCAUCCCCAUUUGGCAUCCAUUCCGAUGAUAGAACACCUCCAGCAACUACAUCCCAAUCUAAAAUCCAGUUUCUAUUAUACAGAAAUGAGUUUGAUUUCCCCGGUCAACUGUAGGUAAACACCACAAAUGCUUAAACAGCUCGAAUAUAUGCAAAGAUUGGGGCCAAUGCCCACCAGAAACACGUUCUGGAUAACCCAAUCACUUCUUUAUAACAACAAGCAUCCAUCCAGCUGCCAAAUAUCCAGAUACAAAUUAUCAUGCAAAUCCAUUUCACAAAAAGCUCUGCAGGACGCCCUGAAGGCAACCAAUUUCUGCAUAAAAACUCAACAUUGUGUGUUCAGAUACAAAAAAUCAAGCACUGAUCCAAGCACAUAAAGCAGACAUUGAUCCGAAGCAAUUCAAGGCUUCUUCUGACAACCCCAUUUGAUAAUACGUGUAAACCAGUUAUAUCCAAGUGACAAGCUUCCUCAAAGGCAUUCUAUCAAACAACUUCUGUGCGUAGUCAGUAGAGUUGAGUUGAGAAUUGAAUUUGUUGCUAGCGCCCGAUUGAAUGCGGCGAGAGAAAUGCCAUAACUAUUAACUAUUGAGGUUGUAUUCUUUGUAUUGAAAGAUACUAAAAUUUAUGGGUUAAUUACACUCAAAUUCCCUGUAAAAAUAUUUUGU
Molecule: messenger RNA, 2550 nt
Organism: Sesamum indicum (sesame)
Lineage: Eukaryota; Viridiplantae; Streptophyta; Magnoliopsida; Lamiales; Pedaliaceae
Product: IQ domain-containing protein IQM3
Molecular function (GO): protein binding
Source: RefSeq, a predicted model, not a curated record